Messenger RNA from Naegleria lovaniensis, 4713 nucleotides. RefSeq lists its product as uncharacterized. NCBI's taxonomy places the organism in Eukaryota, Heterolobosea, Eutetramitea, Acrasida, Naegleriidae. The transcript has a single exon. Gene Ontology annotation, molecular function: GTPase activity; guanyl-nucleotide exchange factor activity; GTP binding. The record is from RefSeq and is a predicted model, not a curated record. Gene Ontology annotation, biological process: regulation of ARF protein signal transduction. Bases 1 to 4713 code for a protein of 1570 amino acids.
AUGUCACUCAGACAAAAAUUCUUCUCAAAAUCCAACAAGCGGAACCGCAUGAGUGGACUUUUCACUUCGUCAGCGCUUGAUACCUCCACAGAACUACCCCCAGCUUCAUUACAACAACAAUUCGCAAAAAACAAGUCAACCAGUGACACUUCUCCCAAUUCAUCCACACCUUCCUCUCUUUCAUCAGGACAAGUAUCAACAUUUAGCGCUCAACAACAACAAACACCACUCAACAAGUCUUCAAUUCCAUCGACCUCCUCUCUGAUUUCAAAUACAACUUCCUCUUCGGAUUCCAAUCUACUCGCGAGUGCUCAACAAGCACCCCAUUCAACAGUUUCAGGACUCUCAUCUUCACUCUCUCCAAGAAGUCUUGCUUCCCGAAGAUAUACGAUGGACGGUUCUCUGAUGCAACCCUUUUCAGCAGAAUCAGAGACGAGUUUAUAUUCACCCACAACUAUAUUGUCUGUUGAAGACAAUGUUUGUACAACAACAAAUAAUAAUAAUAAUCAUCCGUGUACCAGUAAUCAUCAUCAUCCUCACGUCAAUGAUCCUACAAAUUCUACAACAACAGAAACAACAAUGAAGAAGGCAUAUCCGCAACAACAUCUUGAUGAAAGUACUCGACUACUACAACAACAAUUUCAAAGACAGAGUUUUUCAGGAACCAUGACGACGAGCGUUGAACAAUUAUUGUUAUUAUCAGAGGAGCAUGUAGAGCCUCAUACGAUCCGUUCUUCUUCAGAAGAUUUAAAGAAACAGACAGCCUCUCUUCAACAACAGGACGCUGCUGCCGUUUUUGAUCCUCAUCAGCCUUCGAUGUGCAAUGGAGGUUCAAGGGAGGAGAAAAAUGCAUCAUUGUUGGAACAGCAACAACCAUCACCAUCAUCACAAGAUUCCAACAACCAAACAGCAACAAAUACUCUGAAGAAUCAACCAGAACAACAACCAGAAACAGAAAUAACAACGGAAAAUACCAACAUGACCAAACAACGGAGAUCGGUGAGUAUGGCUCCAGCCUUUGGUGGUGGUCAUUCUACGAGUAGUAGUGGUACAACGACAACUGCUACUACGACGAGUGAUGAUAUGAACAAUAAUUCCAAAUUUAAAGGAAUUAGUAGUGAGGAUAUUCGGAAGCAACAACAAAAUACCUUGAGCUCAGGAAGCACAACCACAACACCCACUUCUCUCGCUCCUUCAUCUCAUCUCGAUGUGUCCAAUUCCUCUACAUCCAAUCACGAUCAUUCUCCAAUCUCACCUAUAACGCCGUCCUUCUCUACCACUACAACAACAACAAGUUCAAAUUCGAAUACACCAAACCAAUCAUCAGGAACCCUCUCUCAUGUUCCUUCCUCUUCAUCGAUGGUCGAUCCAAAAGAUAGAUUUAAAGGAAUUGGCUCAAAUCCAUCAUCAUCAUCAAAACAAAGUUCAAAUGGAAAGUCUUCAACACCAACCAAUAACAAACCAUCAUCCACCUCUACAACGGCAUCACAACAAGCUCCAUCGCUCACAACAUCAGCAAGUAAAUCAUCGAUGGAUAGGAUGAGAAGCUCACACGAUAUUGGAAGAGAUGCCAAGAAGAAGGACUCCAAGAAAACACUGACCAUGCCCUCUCAGUCCAAGAACAAGAUCGUCGUGAUUGGAUGUAGAGGAAUUGGUAAAAGCGAAAUGGUUUACAAAUUCCUUUUCAAUGAAAUUCGAUAUUUCCAUCAAUUGAAGAAGGAAAAGGGGAGGUUGAUGGAAGAGUUGAAAUCUGUCUCGACACCCACUUCGCCGACAACAUCCAAUACCACCACUUCCACAACAACAACAACGAACGACACCUCCAACAUCAGUUGCACCACCACUACGGAUCCACCAUCAUCAAUACCAAGUAGCAAACAAAAUGGCACAACACCAGUUUCAUCUCCACCUCAACAACAACAACCGCCAACACCUUCUGUAGCAUCUUCAUGUACUUCAGACGUAUCAACACCUUCUAGCCCUCCAAUUACGACCACACAACUCAACUCAACCAGUACCACAACAUCCACUGGUAUCGGAGCUACCGCUUCCACCAAUGACUCACUUCCAAAAGAUGCGAGCCAAAUUGUUGAGAGCGAGAUUGAUAUUUCUCUCAAGGCAACAGAUACUUUGGAGGUACGAAGAUUAAAACUUCUCAUCAUGAAGAAGGAUCAAGAGAUUAAAAAGCAAAAGGAAGAAAUGGAAAAUACAAUUCACGAGCUGUCGAAUAUGUGGAAAAAAGAAAGAACCGAAAAAUUGGAUUUGGAACAAGAAUAUGUGGAAAAAGAGAACGAAUUGAACCAUUACAUUUCAGUGGUAGACCAAAUUCAUACUCUCAUUAACUUGGAUCCAAAUUCCACCGACUUACCCGAUCCUUUUGGCUUUAAAUUAUCGGAUAAUCCUAACAAUAGUAUUUUGAGCCCAAACAGAAGGAAAAUGAGUUCUCAUCAACAACCUGUUGCCAAUACGCUUGCUACUCCAAAAACGGGUAUUUCACAACAAAUUCCAAUCACCACUAUUUCAUCUCCAACUCCUAGAAAUAAUUCAAACAACGAAGAAUUUUUCGAUUUACAAAAUUUCAAUCCAAGCAAUUCUGUUUCAUUGACACCCAUGUCUGCACAACGAAAACCACGUCACUUGAGGACAGAGAGUACUUUCCAAAAAUUACGAACCAACCAAUAUCAAGUCGUUGCUCAAGAUUUUAGAAAAUCUGUUGGGGCUGAGGAGGACGCCGAUGCAUCAGAUCAAGAAACAAACAGCCUUGCUGCCGCCACAAAUGAGAUUGAAAAUGAUAACGAGGAUGAAAUUAAUCUUUUCUUGAACGAGUUCAAUAGAUCUGAGGAAUCAAAUUUGAUCGUCACAAGUCAGCUUCCAAAGCUUCAGCCAAUGACCCACGUUAACAAAGCAUCAAAUUCCAACUCUGAGGACAGUACUGGCGAGGAGGAUACAGAAAAUGAUUACUCAGAGAGUAGUGAUAUCAUGUCCGUUUCUUCGAAUGCUAGCUCUGGUCCAAAAACCAAGGUUUCAGACUCUAAAGACAGCAUUACUCAAUCGGGUGUAACGGCUAAUAGUUUAAUUUUCCCAAGUGCCGGAAAGCUAAAAUCUCCAACAAUAGUUCAGUCAACUGACUACAAGUACGACGAAAAUCUCUUUGUAAAACUCUUGACACCUAGUUUCCAUUUAACCGAAGGCUUGAGAAGAUUUAACACCGGAAAGCCAAAGGAUGCUCUCAAAUAUUUGACAGAAAACGGUAUUUUACCAGAUGUUGAAGCUGGAUUGACAGAGUCUGGAGAAAGACCUGAGGCUGUCAUUUCACGAUUUUUCGCCAUUGCAGAUUCUCUAAACAAGGAAAAAUUAGGAGAGUUCUUUGGAGAUCCUAAGAAUACUGUUUAUUUGGAAGAGUUCGUCAAAUUCCAUAUUCAAGAAUUACAUAGCGACGAGAAGAAACCUGGAGACGAUACCUACAUGAGCAAAUUCGAUCGGGCUAUUCGGUCAUUCUUUAUCCAAUUUAAAUUACCAAAGGAAGGUCAACAAGUGACCAGAAUUGCGGAAGCUUUUUCCUCUGUCUACAGCAAGUACAACAAGAAUGAUGGAGAAAUUAAUGGAAAUGAGGAAGCAUGUUAUCUACUUGUGUGUUCAAUCCUUAUGGUGAACACUCAACUUCAUAACCCUGCCUCAAAUAUCAAGCUUACUCGUGAUCAAUUUGUUAGCAUGUUCUCUCUUUAUAAGGAUGUGAAUCAGGCUUUCAUUGGUUCCUGCUACGAUAGUAUAGCCAAGAAUGCCAUGGUAUUUUAUGACGAAGACAUUGAUGCUGAGGACCGUACCAAUUUUGAAACAGAUGACCAAAUAGAUCUCUUUUUCAAGUGCUAUAAACCCAAAUCGUCCUCCUCGUCAUCGUCAACACUCAGUACCUCACAAAGUGAAGUUCAAUUACAUCCACACAGGGCACUAAAAUCGCUCAGCUUGGACAAUGAAAAAGUGAAGCAACUAAUGGAAGGCUCCAUUACAUUCUAUUUCAAAGCCAAGGUAAUUCAUGAUGGUGUGAUUAAUCGAAUUCAAAUCAAAGAUUCAGAUCCAAACUUGGAGUUGGCCACUCAGGAGGGUAUCAAUGAAGCAGGUAUGACUGUGACCAAGGUAAAGCUCAAAGAUCCAUCCCAAGUGAAUGAAGAGGCCAAGUCUGGUAACUACUUUAUUUGCUCUUACAGCGUCACAGACAAGACAAGUUUCCUUAUUGUAGAGCAUAUUAUCAAGGCCAUUCGAAAAAUUAAGCGAAAAGAAAGAAAAAAGGAAACUAAGAAAAACAAAUCAAGCAAGUCGAAAUCCGCGUACAACACUUUGACUGGCUCUGUCACAGAAGAACUUUUGCAAAUGCUCAACGAUGAUGACAGCGAUUACAACAAUGACAAGUUUAUGGUAUUGGUUGGAUGUAAGGCAGAUGUGCCAGAUGAACAACGUCAAGUUUCCAAGAAGGAAGGAGGUGAACUCGCUCUCAAGUAUAGCAUUCCAUUCUUUGAAGUUUCGAAUCAUGACAUGGUUGGAAUACGGAAGGUGUUCCUUAAUGCUGUGGAUUCACUGAAGAGACAAAAUGCAUCGUACGUGGACGCUGUGAAACAAAUGAACGACUUCCACAAGCGAAUGAACAUUGCCAAGCAAAACAAGAAGGGCCAAGUGGAUGUCAAUGCACUCGCCAUUCUUCCCAAGUGUUACAUUUAA